AUGCCUCAGGGUGGUACUGGGCGUAAACGUGAUGUUGUAAACCUCGAAAGUUAUUUGACGAAAAAACGAGGCAUAGUUCAAAUCAAAAACAAAGAUAAUCUCUGUUGUGCCCGCGCGAUCAUAGUGGCCAAAGCAAAGCUGGACAAAGACCCACAGUAUAAGAGCAUCGUAACACCGCGUGGAACACUGCAAACUCACCUAGCUCAUCAACUCCAUGAAUCAGCGGGCGUCCCUCUUGGCUCCUGUGGCAUCCCAGAAGUCAAGAAGUUCCAAACUGCUCUCCCUGGUUAUCAACUGAACGUAAUCCCCAAGGAACAUUUGAAUGCCCUCAUCUACUCAGGUCCUGAAGCUGAAAAACACCUAUAUUUAUACCAUCAUGACAACCAUUACGACGUCAUCACCAGUAUGCCUGCCUUCCUCGCCCGUACACAGUUUUGCCAUAAAUGCAAGAAGGGCUACGACAAGAUUACUGACCAUCCCUGUGGCGAUCUGUGCAAGUUAUGUAAUACCCAAAACUGUCCCAUCGUUAAAUGGAAAUUUUGCAAAGACUGUAACCGUUUCUUGAAAAGUGACGAAUGCUUCAACCGCCAUAAAGAUGACGCCGGCCCUGCUAAAUCCCUGUGUCGUGCUUUAAUUAAAUGCAAGAAAUGCAAACGUGUUGUCACUCGUGCCAGUCUUCGUGAUCAUCACUGUGGCAAAGUCAGAUGUUCUACAUGUCAAAAGUACGUCAAGCCUGAAAACCAUCAAUGCUAUCUUCAACCGGUAAAGGCGAAGAAGACACGGACAGCUGAAGAAGGAAACGAUUUGCUCGAUGAUGAUGUGGCCGUGGAAAACGACGUAGAAGACACCAAAAACUUAAUGUUCUUCGACUUUGAGUGCACGCAAGACGAUGGUAAACACGUCCCCAAUCUCUGCGUAGUCCAGAACGAAAGCGGUGACGAGAAAGUCUUUUCUGGACCAAACACUAAAGACGAGUUUUGCGAGUGGAUGUUUCAGCAGGAAAACGCGAAUACGACGUUUGUCGCGCAUAAUUUCCAGGCUUACGACGGGUACUUUAUUCUGCAAUACCUUUACAAGAAUGGUAUCACUCCAGAAAUCAUUACCCGUGGCGCAAAAAUCCUUUCGCUCACUGUCCCCGAAAUGAACAUCAAGUUUAUAGACUCUCUCUGUUUCAUCCCAAUGAAACUCGCCGCCUUCCCGAAAACGUUUGGUCUCACAGAGCUUCAGAAAGGUUACUUUCCUCAUUUCUUUAACCGUGCUGAGAACCAAGACUAUGUGGGACCAAUGCCUGAAGCCAAGUUCUACGAUCCUGAUGGCAUGAGCACCGAUGACCGCGAAAAGUUUUAUACAUGGUACAGCGACCAAGAACAGCGUCAGUACGAGUUCGACUUUCAAGCCGAAAUUCUGCGAUACUGUCAAUCCGAUGUGGACAUUUUGCGUCGCUGCUGUCUCGAGUUCCGCGAACUUUUCCAUCAAGUCACAGAUGUUGACCCUUUUGCCUCUUGUCUCACCAUUGCUUCUGCGUGUAAUCUCGUCUUCCGUAAAACGUUCCUCCAGGAGAACACCAUCGCCGUCAUUCCUCCUUGCGGGUACAAACCUGAAAACAAACAGUCUGUCAUCGCCUUGAAGAUGCUGGCAUGGGUCGCUCAACGUGAUAA
Messenger RNA from Paramuricea clavata, 1658 nucleotides. NCBI's taxonomy places the organism in Eukaryota, Metazoa, Cnidaria, Anthozoa, Malacalcyonacea, Plexauridae. The record is from the annotation of a GenBank genome assembly.